AUGUUUGAGGUCAUAGACAGUGAGAGAUGUGAAGUCUCCUUUUUGGAAAGUUGCCAGCAAUCAGGCAAACGUAAUUUUAAGGUUAUAUCUCGAGUUUUAGCAUUCUCAGUUAAAUUCAACUCAAAAGGAGGUAUAGAGGACUAUCGUCACAAUGCAGAAGCUGCAAAAGCUGCUCUUGAUGGCAUGCAACGCAAAGGAAGAACACUGCGUGUUCGUUAUGCGUCAUUAGGUUCUGCCUUAAAAGUGAAAAAUCUAUCACAACAUGUCUCUAAUGAAUUGUUACAUCAAGCAUUUUCCCAAUUUGGUGAGGUUGAACGAGCAGUUGUCAUAGUUGAUGAUAGAGGUCGGCCAACAGGUGAAGGAAUUGUAGAGUUUGCAAGAAAACCUGGUGCUCAAGCUGCGUAUAAAAGAAUAACUGAGGGUGUUUUUCUCCUGUCAUCUGCUCCACGUCCAGUGACAGUUGAACCCCUUGACCAAAAGGACGAAGAAGAUGGAUAUCCGGAAAAGUUCAUCAAUAAAACUGAUGCCUACAAGAAGGACAGAGAAUCAGAACCUCGCUUUGCACCUCCUGGCUCUUUUGAAUAUGAGUUUGGUCUGCGCUGGAAAGAACUUGAAGAACUUGAGAAACAACAGCAUGAAGGUGUCAAGAAAGCUAUGGAAGAGUCUCGCCUCAAAUUGGAAGAUGAAAUGGAAAAUGCAAUGUUUGAACAACAAGCUGAAAUGAUCCGUCAAGACUUACUGCGACAGCAGGAAGAACUUAGAAGACUUGAAGAAAUACGUCAACAAGAACAAAUUCGCCGUAGACAAGAAUUAGAAAUGAGGCGCCAGGACGAAGAAAGGCGACGGCAAGAAGAUGACCGAAGGCGUACAGAUUUACUGUUGAGAUCCCAGGAAAUUCGUCGUCGACAAAUGGGACAAGAAUCUAUGGGUAGGGAUCGUCCAGGAGACAUGAUGGGAAGACAGGGUGGUAGUCCAGCAAUGAAUGAUAAUCAGCAGAGAGGUAGAAACACCAACACUGGUGCACCUCCUCUCCCACCUCCUCCCCCACCUCCUGCAGCUAUGGGACUUGACAGACCUGGCCAGAAUCAGAUGACUGGUGGAGGAAGUAUGAGUGGUGGUUACAAUUACAGUAACCAAGGACCUAUGGGUGGACAGAACAUGGGUGGAGGACCUGGUGGCAGUGGCAAUACUAGCAACUCUAAUAUGGGUGGAGGCCCAACGGGUGGAGGAAUGACUGCAAAUUCUAUGGUUAAAAUGAACCAAAGUGUACCCAACAGAAUGCGUCAGUCUCGCUACGAUCAACCUGGGGAUAACAACUUUGGAGGUACUGACAAUUACGGGUCAGCAGGAAUGGGCAGCAGUGCUGCCAGUGCCAUGGGUGGCGGUGGCGGCCCACCUAUCAGUAGUGGUCAGAUGGGUGGUGGACCAAAUGGUCCACCCAGCUUGUUCAAUUCCAAUAUGGGAGGGAACAUGCCUGGGGCUGGCAACAGUGGCAUGCGAGGUGGUGGAGGAGGAGGAGGCGGCGGAGGUAGUGGCGGCGGCAGUGGUGGAGCUGGCGGCGGAAGCAGUGGAAGCGGAAAUAGUGCUGACAGAGGUAACAUGAUGGACAGACGCAGAGAGAAUGCCAACAGAGAAGAUUAUGCUGAGAUGAAAAGAAUGCGGCGAUAUUAAAAAAACAAAACAAAAUGAUACAAACAAAAAAAAAAAAACUUUACACCCAUGCCAUUGACAUUAUUUUGACAGCAACUCAUUUAUCUUAACUUUUACUGUAAAUGUAUCAAUUUAUUCCUGGAGAACUUAAUAUCAUGUAGUGGACAGUAGUAAAACCAUUACUUGUUGGUGUCACCAUCCUUGUGCUCUUCAUAUCAGUGUUUCACUGAUUAUUCAUAGUCUAAAAUAAGGAUUUCAUCAUCAUGACUCUAAUUUUGUCAUAUUCAUUUCGACUUAACAGUCUAAUAAACAUUGUGACCUUUAA
Molecule: messenger RNA, 1975 nt
Organism: Octopus bimaculoides (California two-spot octopus)
Lineage: Eukaryota; Metazoa; Mollusca; Cephalopoda; Octopoda; Octopodidae
Molecular function (GO): RNA binding
Source: RefSeq, a predicted model, not a curated record